UUAAAACUAGUUAUAAAUAGAUUAGUGCGUUUGAGGACUUUUCAGUCGAUUUUUUACUUCUUAGAUGUUUAAACCUUAAAAGAAUAUUGAAAAUGGAUAAUAUUAAAUUGAAGAACAAUUAUUACAAUCAUAAAAAAUUUGACUUCAAAAGACGUAGGGAAUAUUGUGAAGAGGAACUUGCAGUUGAAGAACAAUUUCAUAUAACAUCUUGCAAAAUGAGUAAUUUUAUCAAAAAUACACCAUCGUCUUUAGAAGUAAAUAAUUCGAUAAGUGUUCAAUAUAAUGAUCACAAAUCUUUAGUUGCUGAAAGCAAAACUAACAAAUCAAAACGUCUAAAAUUUUCAAAAAAUGAAAAUGAUGAAAACCGUAUUAUUAAAAAAUUUUUGACUCCAACACAACAUCAUUCAAAUAAUAUGUAUAUUGAUUAUACUAUUUCGAAUUUUGAAAAUAAUUUCGAUUAUAAAAAUUUAAAAAAUAUUGAUGAAAAUAAAGAUUUAAAUAAGGAAGAAUCUCUUAAUACAGCUCGUUUAAAUCAGACAGAUGCUAGAAAUCUUAUAAAUUUACCGAAAAAUGUUUUGGUUGAAGUAUGUAAAUAUCGUCCCAGAAUGGCAAGAACAUUUCCGGGUAAAAAACGUAAUAAAAAAGAACAAGAACGUCGUGAUAAAAACACAAUGGCAUGCCGUAAAACUCGCAGAUUAAAGAAACUUGAAGAUUUAGCUGUAGAACAAAAUUGUAUAUAUCUGAAAGAUCAGCAUUUGAAAAUUUUUAAGGAAAAUAUUAGGGGUCAAUAUUACAUCGAAGAACUUUUAAAAUUGUUAGAGAUAAAAAUGUUAAAAAAAGAAAAUAUAAAAAACUCAAAAUAAAUAAAAAAUACAAAAAAUAAAAUUAAUUAAAUUAUUAAGAAUUUGAAAUAUUUUUUUUUUUUGAUUUUGCUAAAAACAAAGGAUUAAAAAUUUAAUAUUAUGUACCUAUUUAAUUUUAACAAAAUAUAUAUUUUAAUUUCAUACUGCUGCUCAUGCUGCUAAUUGCCAAAACCCCUGCUCAUGAGGGUG
Condylostylus longicornis is the source of this 1052-nucleotide messenger RNA. RefSeq lists its product as uncharacterized. Lineage: Eukaryota; Metazoa; Arthropoda; Insecta; Diptera; Dolichopodidae. Bases 93 to 863 code for a protein of 256 amino acids. The transcript has a single exon. The record is from RefSeq and is a predicted model, not a curated record.